Messenger RNA from Carassius auratus (goldfish), 879 nucleotides. RefSeq names its product polyhomeotic-like protein 1. The transcript is spliced from 6 exons. Bases 5 to 382 code for a protein of 125 amino acids. Lineage: Eukaryota; Metazoa; Chordata; Actinopteri; Cypriniformes; Cyprinidae. Gene Ontology annotation, cellular component: nucleus. The record is from RefSeq and is a predicted model, not a curated record. Gene Ontology annotation, molecular function: zinc ion binding.
AGAGAUGGCAUUCUCCUCUCCUCCUACCCUCUCUAUUUCUCUCCCUCUCCCCCGUGGAGGAGGACAGGGUGAUCGAGCACCCGUCCCACAGGCUGUGGUCAAACCUCAGGUUCUCACUCACCUCAUUGAAGGCUUCGUUAUCCAGGAGGGAGCCGAACCUUUCCCUGUGACUGGGCCAGUGAAAGAACUUCCUGUGGCUGUUCCACCCAUCCUACAUCCAGAGAACAUCCGCUCUGAUAAGUUAAAGUGCGAAUACUGUCUAAGAUUUGCACCAGCCAACCAGUUCAGACGAUCCAAGCGCUUCUGUUCCAAAACCUGUGCCAAGAGGUACAAUGUCAGCUGCAGUAACCACUACCGUGUUAGUAGGGGUCUUGAGGUGUAGAACGGCCACCAGGGGCCCCUGCUGUGCAGGAUGUUAUUGCUAGACGCAGAGGUCCUCGCAGAAGCAGCUCUGAGAUCGCCUGUGCUAAAAAUAACAGGCAGGCAUCUUCCCGUAAAGUGUCGUUCAGAAUCGAGGACAUCUCCAGCUGUGAGGGUGAGGAAGAGGAAGACUUCCUGUCGCUCUCUCCCGGCUCGUCCUUCUCAUGCCCAAGACCAACCCACUAUGGCCCUCAGUUGGAUGACACAGCACCAAGUGGCCUCCCGGUGGAUGAGAACCACUUCCUAUCUGGCAACCCGUCUCACUGGAGCGUGGAGGAAGUGUGUCAGUUCAUUUCUUCUCUUCAAGGUUGUGAGGACCUGGCAUCCCAGUUCUUGUCACAGGAGAUUGAUGGGCAGGCACUGAUGCUACUUAAGGAAGAGCAUCUUAUGUCCACCAUGAACAUCAAACUCGGUCCUGCUCUCAAAAUCUGUGCUUCUAUCAACAGCCUGAAGGAUUGA